UUAAGAGGUUGAAAGAAAGGCCAAAAAAAUAAAGAACAAAGAGAAGAACACCAAAACAAAAACAAAAGAAGAGAUGGGAAACGGUUAAUGCUUGGAGGGUGGGAGAGUCUCUUAAUGCAUAACAGGGAGGACAGACUUUCAAGUUUGCAGUGAAGCAGCUGUCAUUCGAUACUACAAAAGCUACAUUUCUUCUCUUAGACAGCGAAUUAGAGUUUGCAAAUUCCUGCUCUCUCUCUUUCUGCACCACUUUUUGUUUUUUUUUCCCCUUUUUACUUAACCAACCCUAUUUGUUCAGAAACAACCCUCAAAUUAUAACACCAGCUGCAACAACAUAAACUAACUUCAUCUCUUUGAUGGAGGCGCACAUGGAGCAAGAUGCAAUGGUGGAAGAGAAGAUACACAGUUUAUUAGUUAGUUCUUAUGGUCAAUAUUAUAUCUGAGAACUCCCCGUUUCUCAUCUUAAUGAUAAUUUAGAUGCCAUGGCUUAUCCGCAUCACCGAUCACAGUUUGGUGACACAACGUUUACAAAGGUUUUUGUUGGGGGGUUAGCUUGGGAGACUCCUACAGAGGAAAUGCGUAGAUAUUUCGAGCAAUUUGGGGACAUUCUUGAAGCUGUUAUCAUCACUGAUAAGAAUACAGCAAAAUCUAAAGGAUACGGCUUUGUGACUUUUCGUGAUCCGGAAUCGGCUAGGAAGGCCUGUGAGAACCCAAAUCCUGUGAUCGAUGGAAGAAGAGCAAACUGUAAUAUUGCUUCAUUAGGAAGGCCUAGGCCUUCGCCACCUCGAGGAAGUAGAAAUCACGGUGGCAAUGUCUAUCAGGGAGGUGCAGCGUCGUAUGGUGGACUGGCACCACCGUUGCCUCCGCCACCACCUCAUUUCAUUUAUCCACCUUAUGGGAGAAAUUCAUUCAUCAAUGUCCUCUUCUUUUCAGGUACCCAACAUACACUCCUGAUUAUGGCUUCUACCAGCAAGCUCCCUAUAACCCACAGCUUCAACUGCAAGGUCAAGGUCAACACCCACAAUACUUUCAUCAAUUGUAUGGAACAACUUCAACUUCAAUGGCUUCUUAUUAUUAUGGCUAUCCUUUGCAAUCUUCAAGGGGAACAUAUUCUGUUCUUCCACCGCAUCCACAGCCUCACACUCAGCCGCAGCGUUUACCAGCAGCUCCUUCUUAUCUUUACUAUCCUCCUCCCCCGCCCCUUCAACUCCCAAGGCAUCCCUUUCCCUUUAAUUCUCCUGAUUCACAGACUCCACAGCAAACAUCUGCAGAACCAGAAGCUCGAGUUAUUACUUCAGAAAGUCCAAAUACCUAAGAAUUAACCUGAUCGGGGAAAAAAGUUUCAAUUGUAAAAUCUUGAUAUGCUUAUGUCCAAGUAUUAAAAUAUUUUUUGGGUCCAAAACUGUAACUUUUGGUGACUACAGCCUCAAGGGACUACUACUUGUGUUUAUCUCACAGCUACGGCAUGCGGCAAAAGAUAGACUAAUCAGCAACCUUAUUCAGAAUUUUCUGUUUCUGGGAAAUUCUACAACUGAUUAUUAUUCUAUUAUUUCCCAA
Messenger RNA from Mangifera indica (mango), 1554 nucleotides. Its product is annotated as probable RNA-binding protein ARP1. The record is from RefSeq and is a predicted model, not a curated record. Gene Ontology annotation, molecular function: RNA binding. The transcript is spliced from 6 exons. Bases 480 to 1319 code for a protein of 279 amino acids. NCBI's taxonomy places the organism in Eukaryota, Viridiplantae, Streptophyta, Magnoliopsida, Sapindales, Anacardiaceae.